This is a messenger RNA of Medicago truncatula (barrel medic), 1700 nucleotides long. RefSeq lists its product as uncharacterized. NCBI's taxonomy places the organism in Eukaryota, Viridiplantae, Streptophyta, Magnoliopsida, Fabales, Fabaceae. The record is from RefSeq and is a predicted model, not a curated record. Bases 112 to 1317 code for a protein of 401 amino acids. The transcript has 6 exons.
ACACACAGAGUCACAAAACUUUGUUUAUUGUUUUGUUUGGACUCAAUCAAAACUCUUGACCUACCUUUACAUACAUCUCAACGUCGUCGUUUCAUCAUCGCCGGAAACACAAUGUCGGUCUCUGGUGGCGCCGUCAUCGUCGGCCGUCGUAACACCCGCCAUCACGUCGAGAAUCGUUUCUACUGCCCACCGGCGCUACGGAAACAGAGACAACAACAACAACAGGAACAGGAACAACAAGAGGAACAUGAAUUAACGUUAAUUGAAAACAAUAACACACCUUGUUCCUCUUCUGAUAACUCUGUUUCUUCCACUUCGAUUGAAACAACCGUUGAUGCUGCUUCUAAUUUGUGUCGGUUUCUUGAGCAUACCACGCCGCAUGUUCCCGCUCAUAGUUUUCCAUUGAAAAGUAAGAGAAGAUGGAAAACAGUGGAGCCAGAACUGCAACCAUACUUUGUGCUUGGGGACUUGUGGGAAUCUUUCAAGGAGUGGAGUGUAUAUGGAGCUGGUGUUCCAUUGGUAUUGAGUGGGAAUGAAUCUGUUAAACAGUAUUACAAUGUCUCUUUGUCUGCUAUUCAGCUAUAUAUUGAUCCAUCAAAGCCUUCCCUGCGGUUAAGGAAACCCAGUAAGGAGAGUGACUCUGAAUCAGCUAGAGACACGAGCAGCGACAGCAGCAGUGGCUAUCAUCAUGAAAGAGGAUCUAAAAGUGUAGUUAAUGGCAGUUCAAACCUUCCUAACUUAUCAGAUGCAAGCAACCUUGGUCUGGAAAGACUUUCACUUGCAAGUAAACCUUUCACAGGUUCAUCAAGUGAUGAGAAUGGAAGCUGCAGUGCACUUGGUCAGCUUGUAUACGAAUACUUUGAGCAUGAAUCACCUUAUAAUCGUGAACCAUUAGUGGAUAAGAUUCAUGAUCUUGCUAAGCAAUUUCCUGAUUUGAAGACCUACCGGAGCUGUGAUCUUUCAUCUUCAAGUUGGGUUUCAUUAGCUUGGUAUCCAAUAUAUAGAAUACCUGUCGGUCCCACACUGCAGGAUUUGGGCGCAUGUUUCCUAACCUUCCAUUCCCUGUCAACACCUUUACAAAGUCCAACUACGAUAAAUUGUUCAAGAAAAGAUAAGGACAUAUCAUCCAAGCUAUCUCUACCAAUAUUUGGCCUUGCUUUUACCAAGUUCAAAAUUUCUGUCUGGGACCCUGAAGGGGAUUCUGAAGAUCAGAAAGCCAAUUCUCUGAGGCGAGCUGCUGACAACUGGAUUAGGCAAUUGCAAGUUAACCAUCCUGAUUACAAAUUCUUUAGUACCAACUAUUCAUAUUGUAGAUGAGCAGAGUUUUCUCUAAUAAAUAAGCUGAAGCAGCCAAGUUCCAGCUUAUGAUGUCUCACCUUGUAUACCGUUAUUUUCUUUGCAAGGAUCACUUUUAAGUGUUAUCAUAAAAUCAGAUAAAAAGGGUUUGUUCUUCAGUUUUCAGUGGGAUGCAAGGCCUUUAACCAAGUUUUUGCUUUUCUGUAGAAAAAGGUCAAAUUGUCUCUUGAAAAUGUAUAUUUUUCAUGGCACUUUAUGCCUAGUUUUGUAUAGAUGAUGACGUACAUUAUAAUCCUCAGUUUUCACAUCCUUAUUGUGAGAUGUAAUUAUCCUACAGAAUUCCAGUAUUACUGGUUUAUUCUUGAUAGGCUAAAUUAAUGGGAUAUUAAAUUAUUAUUUGGACA